AUGCCGGUGCUGCAGCGGCAGGUUCACACUGGGUGUGUCCGCUACGCGCCUAAGCAGAAGGGGAAGAAGGGCGCCGCAGACACGCAGCGCGUGACCGCCGCGUCGACAGACAGCGCAGGCGACGAGCACCUGUUCAACAUUUACGCCGGUAUUCCGGAGGACCACGUGAUGCUGCCGGACGAGGCGUACCCAUCGUGGCUGUGGCAGCUGGACAAGCCGGACAAGACGUACGGCGAGCUGCUGCAGAUGUUCGUGUACGGGAAGGGCAUCGAGGACGCGCAGAUGCGCGACUACAACCGUUUCCGGCGGCUGCACAACCGCCACCUCAUCAAGCUGAACAACAUCCGCCUGCAGAAGGCGCGCAAGUUCCAGAUCAAGGGCCACCUGUGGGACAACUGA
This is a messenger RNA of Babesia bigemina, 399 nucleotides long. Its product is annotated as Ribosomal_L37 domain containg protein,putative. Gene Ontology annotation, molecular function: structural constituent of ribosome. NCBI's taxonomy places the organism in Eukaryota, Apicomplexa, Aconoidasida, Piroplasmida, Babesiidae. The transcript has a single exon. Gene Ontology annotation, cellular component: mitochondrial large ribosomal subunit. The record is from RefSeq and is a predicted model, not a curated record. Bases 1 to 399 code for a protein of 132 amino acids.